Chrysochloris asiatica (Cape golden mole) is the source of this 528-nucleotide messenger RNA. Its product is annotated as nuclear RNA export factor 3-like. The transcript is spliced from 7 exons. NCBI's taxonomy places the organism in Eukaryota, Metazoa, Chordata, Mammalia, Afrosoricida, Chrysochloridae. Gene Ontology annotation, cellular component: nucleus. Gene Ontology annotation, biological process: poly(A)+ mRNA export from nucleus. The record is from RefSeq and is a predicted model, not a curated record. Gene Ontology annotation, molecular function: RNA binding. Bases 1 to 528 code for a protein of 175 amino acids.
AUGGUCCUGAGGACCUUGUCAUUCCAGGGGGAUGCUUUUGGAUCAGAGACCAUGAAGAAUCUUAUCUUGAAAUUCCUGAAGCAGUACUACUGGAUCUAUGACUACGGGGAUCGGCAGGGCCUCCUGGGUGCUUACCACAGUGAGGCCUGCUUCUCACUUUUCAUUCCCUUUAAUCCUCAAGACCCAGCUUCCAGCUUGGCCACGUACUUCAGGUACAGCAGGAAUAUGAAGACAUGCAAGGGCCCCAACCUGAGGGCUCAUUUGCUGAAACACACAAAACCUGACAUUGUUGAUUUCCUAAGUGUGCUGCCUAGAACGCAGCAUGACCUCAACUCCUUCCUGGUGGAUGUGUGUGUCCAGACGGAAAAGAUGCUCUGCUUUUCUGUCAACGGGCUGUUCAAGGAGGCUCCCACCCGGACCCCAACCCACCCUGGUCUGAAUUAUAUCCAUAUAUGUCUGCCCCGGGACAUCCCAGGGGAUAGGACCCAGGCUACUGUGAUCAAGGUCCCAGAUAUCUUCAUGAAGUAA